AUGUCCUGUCUUGUUAGAUCUGUGGCCAUUGCUAUAUUGUUGUAAAAUAUUUUUGAAAAUUUUAAGUAUUUAAGUUAGCCAAUAUGAAAUCCAUCUCUAUAAAUUGGUCGCUUCGCGCUAAGACUUGCCAGUCUGUCUUCGGACGUCAAAGAGAAAGGAGGGUGUACGCCUAUGCUCUUACCGUAGCGCCAUCUAUACAAAAACGGCUGAAACUACUCGACAACUUACCGACCGAUUUUCCGAAACCGGGGAAGAUUAGCGCCGCCUAUCGGAUAGCAGCGUAAGCUAUUUGUCAGAUAGCUUCUGCUGGAUGGCGCUAGUGUUCCUCGUUUUGGAACAUGAGUUGGUUAGGAUCAGUGACUUCGGAGCCUUCUCAAAUUGUGCGGUGAAAGUCUAUUACAUGGCUUCACUUAUAGAUUUAACGAAAGUGGCUGCAGUUAUAGGUGUGGUUGCUGGAAGUUUUGGUAUUUUUUUUACAAAGAAUUAUGAAUCAAAAAUUCGUAACUCAAUAACAUAUAAAAGGGCAUUAGAAAAAGUUUAUAAUCAUGAAAAGACAAUUGAACAUUUGGGAAAACCAGUAAAAGAAGGAAGAAUAACAAUUGGUAAUAGCAAAGAUAAUGAGAAUACCAGAAAUUUUACUGUUAACUUGAAAGGAUCAAAUACCAAAGCAAAAUUAAAUUGCGAAUUUAUUAUUAAAGAACCAAAUAAAACAACUGAAUUAACAAAAUUAGAAAUUAAAUUUAAUAAUCUUCCCAACAAAAUGUUUGUAAUUCAUGAAAUUUAAUUAAUAUCACAAUGAAAUAUAUUGUGGCUUUCUGUUUCUCUCUUAUGUUUUUAUGGUACUGUUUAAAGGUAUACAAAAGUUUAAUAUUAUAUAAACUUCAGAAAAGAACAGACAUGAUGACUUAAUGAUAUUUAAUGUAGCCAUAGAUUACAAAUAAAAGAGAUUAAUUCAUCUAAA
Osmia lignaria (orchard mason bee) is the source of this 961-nucleotide messenger RNA. RefSeq lists its product as uncharacterized. Lineage: Eukaryota; Metazoa; Arthropoda; Insecta; Hymenoptera; Megachilidae. The record is from RefSeq and is a predicted model, not a curated record.